UUUUCCAUUGAUCCAUCAGAUUCGACAAUAUUAGAUAAACAUUUUUCGGACACAAUUGGGUACACGGACGUGCCCCUCCAACCCCCAGCACCUCGAGAAGCCUGGCCUUGGGGAGAGGAGGAGCAAAACGGGCCAGCCAAUAUUGAAAAUGAUCCCCCCUCCCACCCUGGGUCCCACCCAGAGACGGAUGCGCAGGGUUCCCUUGCAGUGGAGAAUGAUGAUGCCGCUAAUCUCCAAUCUCCUCUGUCACCGUCUCCACCCUCACAGGCCCCCCCGCUCCCCCUGCCCCACCACCCCCACCUGCACCCCUUCGUCUCAGGUGGUAGAUUUGCCUCUUGAUGAUAUAGCUGUUGAUGAACUGUUUGCUCCUCCGCGGCCAUCACAUGAUGUUCGAGUGUCCUCCCUGUGUGUCCUGGCAGACCCUAAUGAAGUGUCUCAGAGAUACAAGGGUGCUGCAGUCAAUUUGUCAUCAUCUGUGAGAUCUUGCCUUGUGGUUGGUGUGGGCCUUAGACGUUAUGAGUUAUUUGGUACCUCCAGUAGCGACAGGCAGGAGACCUGUGAUGUGGGCCUAGUGCAAGUGCUGAAUAAUGUGAAUCAGGCGAGCCAAAGGAAGGCAGAGACUUUAGACAUUAUGAAGUUAGACUCCUCUAGAAUAGGGUCUGUAACGGAAGAGGAAAAUGACAAUGACUGUAUUGCUGUGGAAUCUGAGUCUGCCUCCUUGAGUGAUCCUGCAGUUGUGUCUACCUCUGUGUCUGCCGGCCAACAGAACUUUGUGCCGUAUCUGUUAGUGUACGACCUCAAUGUCAUGGUGCCGCAGACAGCCACCAGUAAUAAAGUGGCGGCGAAACCUGUCAUUCAGGGCCCUUACAAAAAGUCAACUGUGAAAGUUGGAACAUUUGGGCAGUCCAAUAUCUCGUACUCGAAAAGCAAACAGCUAUGGUCAGAUCCCUUAGCAAACGAUAUUGAAAUGUUCUUUGCCCCACCAAAUGUGUUUGUGAAAAACAAGGGCACCUCCCAAGUGAGCUCGACCUCCACAUCUAAGUCAAAAGCCAAAGAUAGUCAGGUACCAGCUGAGCCCGAAUCAAAGAAUGACCUGAAAAAGGAACCCAAAUGCAUCCAGUGUAUUCCCCUACCCCAUAAAUUAAACAGUGUAAAGUUGCGCCUUACAGUGGACCACAUUGUGCCGACCACAUGCGGGGAGCACAUCAUCGUGACCCUAAGCAGAAGUGACAACUCAGGCACCAGUGCCAGCUCAGGGAGCAUGACUGCUUCUGACAGCAAUGAUGGGGCGGUAGGGGGGUCGCGGGAAGUGUUCGGGGCUGUGAUCAUCUACAAGGUCUGCCGGGGGGGUGAUGUGGUCACCCUGCAGGAGGAGCCCAUCAACACCAAGCUCCUGACCUCGUUGGAGACGGUGCCCAAGAAAUUGUUGGUUCUUCCUCCUGAGUAUGGUGACAACGAAAGCAGCCUGUCGGGCAUGGCUGCCUGCAUCACUGUUGACGGCUCACUGAGACUGCUGUCCCUCUCCAACCUCGAGUUCCUCCACCACCUUGCGCCUCCCCCUGGCCAGCCGUACAACAACGCUGUGUAUUGCAAUAGUUUAGAAAGACUUUGUGUCAGCUGUGACGAUGGCAGAGUAAACCUAGUACAACUUCGGAGAGGGACGGAACUGGGCAAGGAAACAGACAGCACCUCCUCGGCCUCCGCACUAGCCAGCUCCACACCUUCAAACAACGCCCCGGCUCUCACACGGGAACCUGAACUUAUGCCUGGUGAGCUCCUUGUGAAUCAGGGAAUAUCUGAGGAAGUAUUGGAUAAGUGUGUGGAGCUUAUUCAGUUCCAGACAGGGUGUCCCAGAUUUGUGGCAACUGUACCUCCUUGUUGGUCUGAGAUCAUCCAAGCUCAGAAGCAGAGACGAAACCCCCAGCACUUACAGCAGCAUGCGGAAGACAUGGAUACAACUCGUACUUGGCGACUGGAAUCAGAUAGCUCAACAUGGGACGAGCAUCUAUUUGAGCUGCUUCUGCCGGCUGGGGCAGGUGGCACAGGUGGUGUUCAGGUGGGACACAUUGAUCUCAAGCUGAAUUUUAUCCCUGGACCACCUAACCCACUCCCAGUUCUUCAGGUGACCUUACUGCGGCAGAAUCUGACUACUCCACGACGUCAGAACGCUCAGCAGGGCAGUACCUCCUCAAAUGCCACCAGCAGUGGCUCCCCCUCGCAGACUCAGGCCUCCUCCUCAUCCAAUAUUCCUGAUGACGUGUUAGAAGAUUACCCAGAAAAUCCAGUUCUGACAAAGGAGUUCCAGUUCACCCACAACGCCGAAAUCCUAUGUGGUCCUGUGACAGUCAACCGAUGCAUGGACCUCUCUGGCCAGGGAGCCAAUGUCACCCUCACCUCACCCAGUCUGCUGGCUUGCCGCACCAGGACGUACCUUGUGCACAUCAAAGCUUUACCGCCAAAGCUGCAGCAACAACAGCAGCAGCAGCAACAGGACCUGCAGAAGAACAGUGACCUAGACCUAGUGACGCAAUACAUGCCCCCACAAUCAUCUACCUUCUUGGACCGCCUUGCUGCCUCCUCAAAUAAGCGUGUUGAAUUAGUUCGUGGCUGUGAUAUUAUCCAAGAGCUUUCCAUUACUGUUAGAUGCUGUGCAAAGACAACCAUUCUACAUGACAGGUUGCAGAGACUAUCAAUUGUGGAAAAUGAAGCUUUCCACAAAAACCUGAUCGAGGCUGUUAUCUCCGACAAUUCUUCUGACCACGUUCGUCACCGAGCCCUUGACCUUCUGCUGUGGAUCACGUCAAUACAUACAGCAGCAAUCGAUGACCGUACCGUAAGUGUUGGAAUUAUAACACUGCUGCAGCUGCAUCUGUCAGGAUUAGUGCGCUCCUGUGUCCUGCUUGCUGACCGUAGCAUUGCACACAAAACUGCCAAGAUCAUAGUGACUGCUUUGGAGGGGUCGCGUGUCGUGGAGGGAGGUUCAGUAUUUGGCUGGGCAGUGCUGGAGGCCCUCCUGGAAUGGCUAGAUCACAUCCUACAGUGUCAGAGUGCUGGGGCUCUCCACUGGUUCUUCACACUGCUGAAUCACGUCAAGUGGUGCAACCCUUGGGGCACAGCCAGGAAGGUUACUCAGCUGUUGUCUACUGUCUCGGAGGCUGUCAGCGGGAAGGUGGAUCCAUUACACGCAGUAUUACAAACAAAAUUUAAUCUCUAUGGAACGCCUUUUGAGAGGGAACUCUUCGACAUUGAGCCUCCAUUACUCGCUAAGCAGACAAUCAAUGGUAACAAUGUUGGGCAUUCAGGCCCCAGCCACAGCACAAGUAAUAACAAUAACAACAACAAUAAUAACAUCAGCUUUGGAAGCUCUAGCCUUCAAGGAGGUCCAGGUGGAAGUGUGCCGAGCUCCUCGUAUACAACCUGCAAAAACCAUGGCCCUGGGACCACAGGCGGCUAUCCAUACUCUGUAAUGGGGCGGGAUGAUAGUGACAUUGGAGGUCUCCUUGGCAGAGGUGGAGCCCAGGGCAGUGCAUCCCUUGGGCUGACACACACCAGUGCUCUCUGUGGCCUUCUGGAAGUUGAGCCACUGCACUUUACACUUCACAUGGCCAGCGAUGGCACCAAGAUGGAAAGGGCCUCAUCAGGUACAGGUCACCCUGGCAGUCCCUUCAUGAUGCAGCCGUUCACAAUCCCUGGGGGCCUAGACACCAGUGCCCUCUCCCAGGUUGAAGCCUCCACCAGCAGCGGCACAGCCAAGGCAGUCGAUGUGUCUGUCACCAUGCUCCACAAGGCAGUUGAAGACAUGGCUGUAAAGAAUCAGGCUCUCGAGCUUCGACUAGCUAAGAAGGCCACUAAAACUUAUCUAGAGAAGCUGCAGACUCUCAGUGACCAGUUAGCGUCAAUGAAACACUGCCUUCAAAAGGCCAAGCAGCGCACACAGACACUGGCCAAGGUGGUGGCAGCAGAAAACUCACAGGCAGUAGACCCUUUGCUUCCACUAGAUGUCGAAGGCAAGGCCAACGACGCCAAGGAGGAGGCCAGUACCAUCUCGUCACGCAGCUCAGACACCACCCCAGACCACGAUGGAGUGAGUUCAUGCCUGCUCCCUGAGUGCGACGAUGUCAUGGACUCAACUGCAGUGCAGUACAUUGGCAAUGGGCACGUGGGCUCAGAUGUAUCUGGCAAGAUUGACUUUGGGUUGACUUCGCUGGAAAAGGACGAAGACGACUCCAAGCCAUCCAGCCAACAGGGAUCCAACACCAAAAGGAAGAGCGAGGAAGAUGUCAGUUCCCUAGAAAGCAAGUCAUCGACACCCUCUGCGGCCCAUCCACAGGCCAAGGAGAGUACAAACACUGGGAAGAAAAUUCCAUCAGCUGUCCAGGGGUCACUUGGAGCCCCCUGGCAGCAGCUGCUCUCGCUCCCACCGCAGCAGAUGUUGGUCAUCGAGAGGAUGCACUCAGGGGCUCGGAGAUUUGUGGUUCUCGAUUUUGGAGCGCCAGUUUUGCUCACAGACGUGGUGAUCCCAGCUUGUGGUGAUUUAGUGUCACUCAGCAUUGAUAUCUGGAUGACAGGAGAGGAGAUGGAUGGUGAGAGGUUGGUUGUGGCCUCAGACAUUGGAAUGAGACCUCUUAUUCUUGCAGAUUUGCAACCACCACCACUCUGCAGGUAUCUGAAGGUAACAACAUUGGGAAGAUAUGGCAUGAACACCUCAUCGCAGUGCAGAAUACCGGUUGGCGCUUUUUAUGGGCACACACUCAUCCUCCCCUGGCAGCUGCAAGGGAGUCUCCCACCUCCUGGUAUUGUCAACAAAUUAUCAGCUCAGACGCAGCUGACAGUCUUGAGCAGCGUUGUGGAGGACAUUGGAUGCCGCUACAGUUUGGCCUGCAGUAAGCUCAGGUCUCUGCUGAACCCUCUCCUCAUGAGCCCCACCGCACCAACGGGCCCCAAUUCAUCCUCGGGUCUCUCAGAGCCCCCCUCCAUCGGAUCACGUGAUGCUGACUUGGAGAGAAAAAUCACACAAGCUUACCAGGAAUGUAUGCUAGAGCAGCAGCACCUCAACUUGGUCGUGUCCGUGAUGCGUCGUCUGCAGAGAGUGGGAGGCAGUGGAGAGGGGAUCGCUGGACAGUUUUCCCCUACUUCCUCAGCUUCUCGAGACAGCAAACAACAGUUUGUGACAGCUGCAAACUGUGCCUCUGACAAACUGGCCACUCUCAUGCAGUAUCUGCUCAAUUGUCUUUUGACAUUGUCCCUCCCAAUACCUAGCAUGUCGGUCCCACACAAUCUGAUGGAAUGGUGUGGACCAGAGCAGGCAAGAGUGCUUGUGGAGCAAGUGUGUGUGCGAGGGCCAAAGGGUGCGCAGGUGGGAGUUGCCUCGCUCCUGGCCCGUCUGUGUGCUGGACAACCCUGGUGGGGAGACUUCUUGGCCAGCACCAUGAUCACCCUCUUCUCCUCUAGCAACACCCUGCACUUCCCGGCCACAAGAGUCUUCGCCCUGCUCACCUUCCUGGGACAGAAGAGCGUGGGGAGUGGGCGCGGAAGCCAGGUAAUUGAUGCAGUCCUGCGUGUCCUGUCAGCCCAGCUUCAUAGCAGUGUUAGCCAGGUACAGUAUGGUCCUGUCCCUGUAUCAGCAGCAGGGCUAGACAACAUCUGGCAGCCAUGGCAAGUUGCAUCAUCGCAGGUGGACACACAUCUUAUCUCCUGGCUCUUGCUCUACCUCUCCCUCUGCCUGGAUGCUCUCACGCCCACACGCAAGAGUGACAGUGACAAAGGCAAAGAAAAUGGAUUUCAUUUUGUUGCAGGUGGGCGUUGGACCUGGCUGACAGCAGAGACAUGCCUGCAGCGGAGAGGUUCGGAGGCUAGCCGCAGUGCCCCUAGAGCCUCUCGUGACCGUCUUCGCAAGCGCCUUGUCUACCACCAAAAACAGCAGCUGGUGAAUCUCGAGACAGCUACCAAGUCCCUGGGAGAAGUCACGGCUGGGCAAGUUCUAGCAGGACUAAGUGGCGAAAUUUACCAGAAGCUGGACACUAUCCGGAGAUCCAUUGUAAGAAGAUACUCUCGCACGACUUCUGCCUCGUCGAGUGGAGGAGGAGGGGCGCGCAAGGACGAUGGGGAGCCACCGCAGGAUGCCUUCAUGCCCUUGGACCGAGCCAAUGCCCUGUCAGUGGCACACGGACUCAUUAAGUUGCUCAUGAACUCCAGCUCCCCCUGCUGUGUGGACUCCUUCCUCCUGACUUGCAAGGUGAUUGGAGGUCUUGUAAGUGUCACAAGGCCAAGUCCAGCCUUGACGGAAAUUGUGACUCGUACUCAACUGGGGGCUCUGUUGCGUCAUGCCCUCACACUUGACACCACCUGGGGAGCUCCUUGGGCCCUUCAUGCACUUACUUGCCUUCUGCAGGAUAUUCUUGAAGGUGAGCGCUUAUAUGGCAGUGUAGUCAUGAACACAGAGCAACACAGGGAAGAAGUAGAAAACUUUGACAUCGCGAUGGAUGGUGCACGGGCAGCAGCAGCUGCUGCAGCAGCAAUCCCUUCAACAUCAGGAACUACCUCAGCUGCUGCUGCUGUUGUAGCAGGGCCAUCAGGAGCUGCAGCUGGGCAAUCGGGAUCCUCAGGACCUGCUGGGCCUGCAGGGAAUGGAGUGGCACCGACUGUGAAUGGGUCAGCUGCUGGAGAAGGGGGCACUGGCUCCCCCCAGAGCAGUGCAUCGCCAUUAGGAGGUGCGUGCGUGGUCACCCAGAACUGCCAGGCAGACCAGUCAGCCACGCCCCUUAGCCCCCCUGUGGUGGGCAUGGCCACAGCACACUACACUACCCUGGAGGAAGAGGACAUACCUGGAAAAUAUUCCUUCCUUGACUUGGAAGACAGCUCAGAGAGUGAAGACAUGAUUGGGGAGUACCUUGCAGACAUGCCAGCCUUUGUUGGAGGGGCCUCGAACAACAGCAUUACCUCAUUUGAACUCGCAGUGUCAAAUGGCAAGGACUCCCGCAUCGGAGACUUGGUGGCGGGACCCCUGGCCAGCUCUCACCCUGGGAUGGACCACUCCACUGCUGUCGAUGCCAGGCUGGAGGCCGGAGUUUCACUCUUGUCUGAGCUUAGGCUGCAUAUGAUGGCUGCCGUCCACACAUCCAGGCUCAGUCUAGCUGUCACUGCGCCACUCAAGGUGAACAACGGCAUGUGGGGCGACACUGAAGUCUGUGGCCCUGGUGACUUGACAGGGAGCGUGGAACUCCUCACCGAUGUGUUCCAGAAGAUUCUCCUACAUCUGUCCAUGCAGUUUGACGGCAGCCACGUAGAAUCAGUGCUUGGGUUGUGGCUCAGCAUCAACUUGGAGCUUGCAGGGGGCAAGUACGCUCCCUCUGUUGCCCCAACUGUGCACCUAACACCAAGAGCCAUCUCAGCACUCUUGGCUGCAGUUGUCAGAAGUGGAAGCGUCAGCAUGCGGUGUUGGUGUCUUGUGCUGCAGACGCUUACACUCUGCUGCAACUAUACGCCACAGGAACCCACGGCGCCACACCCUACCAGCGCUGAUCAGUACGACCAUGUAGACUUGACUGGAAUGUCAAUGAAUAUUGUGACAGACACAAACUUUGUCCCAGCACUUCAGAAGCUUUUGACUGGAUCAUGUGCUACAGGCUCUGAUAUGCGAAGUGAUGUGGUUGGGAGCACUGUUACGGGACUCCUAGAAGACCUCCUUGUCCGGCUUCGUGUGAGAUGUGACGUCAUCAGCGUGACCAGUGGGCCUGGCACAACCCUGAAACACGCCCUGCUAAGUCUUGUAGCUCGACUCUUGGAGCCUCAGGGGGCCAUCUCACUCGCCAUGGGACCCCUUGAUGCCCAGUGCUGUCUCCUGGGCACGCUGCUGUCCAUGCAUUACGAUGGCUUGGACAGAAUGCAUGUCCCUCUUACCAUAAUCAGUUCAACAGUGAUUCUGGUACACGGCCACCUGGUCUCGAGCGAAGGGAUGACCUACGGGGCAAACAACCAGAAUGCAACCAUGUUAGGUGGACUUUUUGCCUCCGUGCUUGGAUCAGAUGGACGCCAGGGGCCAGCGCCUUCUCGUCUGGCCCUCCUGUGCUCGCUCCUCAACCUGUCUCGCAAACUAGCACAAACACCACUUGUCAAUCCAGCUCAGGUUCGAGUGGGAGUGGCAAAUUAUGAAGCCCAGGAAAACUCAGGGGGUUCCCUUACCGACUCGAGUAAAUUAGAGCAGCAACGCACAGAUGCCAGUUCUAGCCAGACCGAUGAACACAAAGCCAUGCAUACCCCCCAGACUUGCUCACAUGCCGCCCCAAACAGUGUUCCAUGCUUGGCAGAUACAGUAUUACAAAAUGGGGAGACGAUGCAGCUGCUUCUGAAGUCGGUGGCAGCUUGUGAGGGUAGUAGUGUGUCCAUGCUCUUGGGUACAGUAAGUGGAGAGGUCUCGGAGAAGCUGUGCCUAGGGGAGACCCUGACCGAUGCCCUCUACCAGCUCCUUCUCACACUCAAUGCCAAGGCCACAGCGCCAGACCUCAUUCUGAGACCUGUCGUGGAAUUCAUUACUCCAGGUGGGUGGUGGAGUCCCCCCUCACUGUCAGAACCAGCUCUCUGUUUCUUCACGCGAGUGCUGGACUGUCCAGCCAUACUCGAGAAGUUUGCUGCUCUUGGGGGCAUGAAGAUGCUUUGGGAAAACCUAGUGAGCAGUGUAGGGAUGAUGGGAGGUGGAAGGGGUGGCUUGGUGACUGCAGUCAUGAACCAUCUUGCUCCUCCUCUCCCGCCAUCAACACACAACACACCCUCGAACAAACGCAACGAGACAGUCGAACAGAACCAGGGUCUGUACAACUUUGCCCCACUGGCUGUUGUAACAUCAAGCAACCCGACUGCAAGACCUGCCAACGUCCUCGUGGACUCCAAUCAGCUGUUCCAGAGGACUAAGAGUGCACCCUGGUCGUACCACUUCUAUCCUGACGAGAGUUGGGUGGAUUUGAACUUGACAUUACCCUGUGCCGUACUGCUGCAUGAGGUCCAUCUGCUACCUCACACAGUGUCCCUUGUCUCAUGUCCAUCAGCAGUAUCAGUAGAGGUAGGUGUUGAGGGUGGAUACCUGAUGCCAGUGAGUGGCCCACUGAGCACUGCUGGCCUCUCUCGCGUCCGCCUUGUCCUCCCACGUCCGGUAGUUGCCUCGAUUGUCGUUGUGCGCCUCCAUCGUCCACGAGACUCCUCCACUCUGGGACUGUCUCAGCUCAAACUUCUUGGAACCACAACCUUCAGGGAAGCAUCUAGAGGCGUCCAUGAAACGGCCAUCAGCGAUCACACACCCCACCGCGCAAGCAUGUGGUGGCUCCGGCUGAUCCACCAGUGCAUGUGCCGCGUGGAGGGAGGCCUGAGUGUCGGCGUGGAGGCAGGAGCAUCUGUGUCGGGAGUGAUGGAGGCUUGUGUGACACUCCUUCUGACUCCACCAGGGCCGCUCCACCUUGCCCCUCUAGGCUCGGCACCACUGGAGGCUACCACACUGGCUCUUGCAGCCCUCUCGCCCCAACUGCUCCACACCCUGAUCAUGACGCUCCUCACACACCCUCUCUUACGCCAGCCAGCAGGUGGUAACAGCUUGGACGCAGCUAUAGCUCUCCUGUAUGAACUCUGUGUCGGGAACAGCAGUAUGGAGGGCGUAACAGUCUUAAUAUCAUGGCUGAACCACAUAGUAUUGCACCCUGCAACCCCCUCGCCAGCAACUGACGACUACCAUAGUCUGGGUACCUCCCAGCAGCAGCAGCAGCAGCGGUCCCCACAAGAACUGUGCGUGAAUGGUGGUGUUAGUGCAGAGGUAUUGCAUUGCAUUGCUGCGGUGCUGUGGAAUACCCCACAUGACACCACAAGCCUCAUAACGGAUGAAUUGUUCAGGCGUGUCUACGAGUGGUCAGAGAGAGUUGAAGGUGAAGUGAAGAUAGGGCUGGAUCACAUAAUGUGCUCCAUGUGCCAUGUGCGGCCACAGCUCUUCACUCAGCUACUGCUCAACAUGGCAGUGCUGACUGUGAUUGACAAUAACCAGUCAAUAACUGAUGACAGAAAAGACAGAGAAGCAGAGAUUCGGGCUGCCAGGACAGACGACAUGAAGGAAGGGGUGGAGGGCUCCUCAGGGGCGGUAGAAGGUCGUCUCAUCCUCCAGGACCCCAGCGUUAUCUCCCUCACACCAGCACACCUGCAGACCCUGGCCACAGUUGCUCAGUCUCCCCAGGCAAUACACCUGAUGCUGGAUUCUGGAUUCCCGUUGCUGCUUGUUCAUGGUAUUUUAGAAUGGUGCAAGACCGAAGUAUUGCACCAGGUAGAGAGCUGCACAUCCUCAAGUGCUGGGGAAAGUGCAACUGACUUGGAGAAAGCAAGUGUAGCCGAGAAAUCGCGCAAUGCGGAAGACACCCUCUCCUCUGCCACCCCUCAGGCCCCCCCACAAAUCAGGGCUGCUAUUGUCCCUACACUGAGCACAUCUUUGGUGGCACACACUCUGCACACCCUAGCUGCACUGUGCGCUGAGCCUCCAAUGAAGGACUGGCUAGGAUCUGCUGAGGGAUCUGUGUUCUGGUUACCACUGUUGACUGUUCUUGGUGACCCACUGGUACGAGGCAGUGAGCCAUUGAUGCGGGGUUCUGGUCCCUCUGGUGGAAGUGACAGUGACUAUAGCAGCGUGGAAGAUGCAACCAUCCAUCUGAUGAGGCAGUGUUGCCACAACCACCCUCACAACCAAAACCUUCUCGCAUCGACUCUGUGCCAUCUUAUCCAACGGCAGAACAUCCCCCCUCCAGGUGGAGUAAGCUACCUGCACUCUCUCUCUGGGUUCACACGUCGCCUAGUCCUUCAACUCCUCUUGGAGACGGAGCGUGUGGUGGUACACAUCAACAGCCCCCAGGGAGGCCUUUCUUCGCCCACGGGAUGCAGCCUCCCCCUCCUCACGCAGCACCCCAAGUUCGGAGCAGGACACAAGACGAGGCUCCUCAACCUCCCGACCACCACAACCAUGUCGGAUAUUGUCAAGAUGGUCACAGACUGGUCAAGAGGUGUGCUGAGCAACUCAGGAGACCUGGAGUUAGGCAGCAGCGGAGACAGAAGGGACGCGAAUGAGGUGGGCCACCUGGAGUUAGUGGACAAGCUCUCUGUCGCAGCAGGAGUCACAGCCAAGGACAAGAGGGAGAAGAACAAGGUCAAUUCGAGUAUUCACAGCAGGAUGUCCAAGAGAGCCACAGAGCAGGACAGCCAGUCUAGCAAGCCUGUGACAGCAACAUCGAGUGCCUCAUCAUACGUCUUAGUGCAUGAGAGCCUGGGCAGUUCCUCAGGACUACCUUCCACACUCACAGUGGCUCAGGUCAUGGCCGCUCUGCGUCAUGAGGGCCACCCGCCUUCCUCACACAUCACCCUCACUUUAACUAAUAGAAGGGACCAUGCCAGAGAAGGUGAAAGUGGACGAGAGGCCUUGCUGCUCUGUACGGAACCGCUACCAUCCACCCUGCAUGUGUUCACGAGUCAGGGCGGCCUCUCGCUCCUGGCCCAACACAUGUCGCUUCUUUACCCAGACACAGGACAGCAGCAGCCCAACAACACUGCAUCAGUGCGAAGUGGCAACGGCGACAAGGGCGAGAUUGUAGUGGAGAACGACUGGGUCAGUGUGGAGAUGAAUGACUAUGAGUCUGCAAACGUGUUUGAUUACCUGGUGAUGGGAGGAGGGAGUGGGGGCUCCCCAGGGCCCAUGGGAGGGGGCACAGUCAGCCUGUUAACGCUGCCCUCCAUCCCACCCCAUGCACUCGGGGCCUUCACCCUUUUCCUGCGGCUCCCAGGCUAUGCAGAGACGCUCCUCAAGGACACCCAUAAGGCUUGCUGUCUGCUCAGACUUGCCUUGGGGGUCACAGAUGAUGGGGAUGGAGGAGACAUCGUAGGCUCAGGAGUGGGUGGUUCCUUGGCAACAAUGCCCUUCCAGGUGCUGGAGUCCCUGCUUGAGGCCACACCUCUUACAACCGAUGACGGGCUCCUCCUGAGACGCAUGUGCCUGGAGUCAGGAGCUCUGCAUCUGAUUCUGGCCUGCCUUGCCGCGCUGUCUCACCAGGACACCCCUGAAGUGGUAUCUUCCCUAUACCACCAGAAUGUUCCAAUUGGCUUGGUGGUGGCGACAACCAGAGCCACCUGCGUUGACUCCCGUGAGACCAUUGGCAUG
Molecule: messenger RNA, 12169 nt
Organism: Penaeus vannamei (Pacific white shrimp)
Lineage: Eukaryota; Metazoa; Arthropoda; Malacostraca; Decapoda; Penaeidae
Source: RefSeq, a predicted model, not a curated record